GCGUAAAAUUUUGUUACAGACAAAAAUCUAAAAUUUUAAUAUAAAGUUGAGAGCUUAUUCUUAUUUUAUAGUAAAGAUUAUAAUUAAUUAUUUAUUAACGUAUACUCAUAAUUACAGAUGAAAUAAAAAUAAACUUUCUACAACACAAUUGUUAUAGAAAAGUCAGCCUCGGUGGACUGUUACCGCUCACCCUCUUCAUACAAAUUCGACCAUUUAUAAAAACCUUCCAAGUAAACUUCACGUUCGAGUAUGUUUUCCUAAAUUAGACAUUUUAAUCACUUCAAUAACUCAAUAAUAAACAUUAUGGCUUAAAAAUAAGUCACUUUUAGCGUAUAGUAUAAUGUUAUUAAAAGCAACAUCUAUUUGGUGGACGACAUUUAUUUUUACAAAAUAUUUGUGAUAACAAUAAAAUGUUGUGAACGGAACGUUAUUCUCGAACGCGUCCAAUAGUCAGCUGAUCGAGCGCAGCGCCAUUUUGUCGCCGGCCGAACAAGAUCGAAGUUAUUGCUCCUCGUUAAAAAUCGCAAAUUGUUUCAAAGUUGAGUGUGUCUUUUCGGUUCCUUGUGGAUUUUGGCAAUGGUUAGAACUAGAAAUAAAUUGAGUGAAGAAGAAAAGAAAAAGAAACGACGCGAGCAAAAGAAGUUAAGUAUGAGGAGAGCAAGAGAAAAAAUGAAGAAAGACCCAGUAGCGUUAGAAGAAAAGCGGAAGAAAGAUAGAGAGUACUACUAUAGGAAAAAAUCGCAAGGGGAAAUUAAGACAAUAAAUGAUUUAUCAGAGAGACAGCAGAGACAAUUAAGAAACAAAUGGAGAAAGGAUGCAAAAUUACGUAGAGACAGACUGAAGUUACAAAGAGAAACGGCACGAUUCACAGAUGAAACCCCUCCAACAAGUUCAGCUAAUUCAUUGACAUCAAAAUCAACUUCCCGGGCUGCAGCAGGCCGGGCUGUAGCUGCGAAAAAUAAACGUCGACUUAAAUUAGAAAAUCUCAUGCUAAAAUCUAAACUGAAGAUUGUAGAAAACAAGCUGUCUAAGUACAAAAUGCGCUUAAGUAGAUUACAGAACAAGAAGAAAAACAAAGAAAGAAAAAAUAAAACGAAGGUAGUGAAAGAAGAUUUGAGUGACGCAGUUCAAAGAUUUUUACUGAGUGACGAAUCAAGUCGUACCACAGCUGGAAAAAAAGAAACUAUUACCAGAUUUAAACAGAAGAAACAGAUCCGGUUCCUCAAUGAUUCUCUUCUCAAUCUGCACAAAAAAUUUGUGACUCAGAUGAAUUUACAUACGUCGUAUAAAACUUUUUGCCGAUAUAGGCCGUUUUGGGUCUUGAAUCCAAAAGUUACAGCACGUGAGACUUGUUUGUGUGCAACACAUACCAACAUGGAGUUGAUAAUAAAAUCAUUAAAAAAUGCCCGUAUGAUCAAUGAAAACUCUGCAAUGGCAGUGUGUAAAUCCAUUUGUUGUGAAGACAUGAAAGAAAACUGUCUGGAACGAAAAUGUUUGAUAUGUAGACACAAAAAGAUAACAUUCAAUCAAUUUACACCAACAGAUACAAUAAAAUAUGAGAGAUGGGUCACAAAAAAAGUUAUGCAAACGAUUAAAGGUCACGAAAAACUUUGCCAGAAGACUAUCAAAGAAACAGUGAAUACGUCCAAAAGACAACUGAUGAACCACUUGUUGGACAAUAUAGAACGUUUCAUGAAGCAUACUUGCAAUAUGUUACAUCAGUUUCGUGUCAUCAAAAAUAUUAAAAUAAAUAUGUCAGCAUGCGAAGGCUUGUUGCAUAUUGACUUCUCGGAAAAUUACAAUUGCAAGUAUUCUUCAGAAAUACAAUCGGCCCAUUUUGGUGGAUCUAAAGACCAGAUUUCAUUACACACUGGAGUAUUCUAUUAUGCUGACGAAAAUACUGAGGAGAAACGCAUCGUUACAAAGUCUUUUUGUACGGUUAGCGAAUAUUUGAAUCAUAGCCCUACAUAUAUUUGUGCUCACUUAAAACCAAUUAUUGCAAUGAUAAAAACAUUAGUGCCUAAUUUAAAACGUCUCCACGUUUUAAGUGAUGGUCCCUCGACGCAAUACAAAAAUAAGACCAUGUUUCAUUUGAUUGCUGCUUACUUGGCUGAAGAAACACAGGCAAAUAAUAUAAUGUGGCACUUUAGCGAGAGUGGGCAUGGUAAAGGGGCCCCUGAUGGUGUAGGAGGGUGCCUCAAGCGAACGGCUGAUAAGCACGUAGCUAAAGGAAAUGAUAUAAGCAAUAUCGAUGAAUUUAUUAAAUGUGUACAUGAGAGCUGCAAAGGAAUUGAAGUUAUAAAGAUCGAUGAUACUACGGCCAAAGAAAUUGAGGUCAAAAUUAAAAACUGCACUAUCCGGCCUUUCCGUGGCACUAUGCAAGUGCAUCAAGUAACAUGGGACAAAAUUGAUCCCAAAAUGCUCCAGUUUCGAAGGCUGAGCUGUAUUACUUGCAAUCCUGGUGCGUCGUGUUCUCAUUAUGAUCUAGGUUGUAUAAGUCUUGACUUACCACCACAAAACUUACACAUUGAGAUACCUGCUCUUGCCAGUUCGCGCUCUACGCCAGUUCAGAGUUGUCCUAGCCCCUUUUCAAAUCUACAUAGCCCACUGAUGAGUCCAAACUGGACUCCUAUAGUUCAACAGUUGUGCCUUUCAAUCGACGGAAAAAAAAACUGUAGCUCAAUAGUUGAUGAGACUGAAAGCAAUGAUCCUGAAAAAUCAACUUCUUCAAAGAUCCUGCGUGGACUAAAAAGUCGAAAACGCAUUCGGUUUGCCGAUGUUUACUCUGACAGUUCGUGCUCACCACCUGUUUCAAGACCUGAAACACCAGCAGAAGUACACCAGAAGCGUUCUCAACGUUUUUGGUCAUCAUCAGAGGAGGAUGAUAUAUUCUUUUAGUCCACCAAAAAGACAUAAUCUUUUCGGUGGACAAGUUGUUUUAUUUUAUCUUUAUUUUGUUUUUGAUGACACCAGGUUGUUUUUUUUUUAUUUGUGUUUAUGAGGAGAUUCGAUUAUUUCCAUCGAAAAAGAAUUAAAUUAUUUUGUUUUUUUUCUUACUUAAUUAUACAUUGCGUACAUUUGGUGGACACUCGUGUCUUUUUGGUGGACCUAUAAAACUGUUUUUUUCAAAUAACUAUGUUAUUUCUUAAUUCUGAUCUCAGACAAUUAUUUAGUAUUGUUACAAUUGAUCUCAUUUAUUAAAUGAAUGUACAUUUCUUUAAAAAUAUUAGA
Helicoverpa zea (corn earworm) is the source of this 3231-nucleotide messenger RNA. RefSeq lists its product as uncharacterized. The transcript is spliced from 2 exons. Bases 577 to 2898 code for a protein of 773 amino acids. The record is from RefSeq and is a predicted model, not a curated record. NCBI's taxonomy places the organism in Eukaryota, Metazoa, Arthropoda, Insecta, Lepidoptera, Noctuidae.